Raphanus sativus (radish) is the source of this 1313-nucleotide messenger RNA. Its product is annotated as WAT1-related protein At3g30340. The coding region runs from base 102 to 1190 and encodes 362 amino acids. Gene Ontology annotation, cellular component: plasma membrane. The record is from RefSeq and is a predicted model, not a curated record. The transcript has 7 exons. Gene Ontology annotation, molecular function: transmembrane transporter activity. NCBI's taxonomy places the organism in Eukaryota, Viridiplantae, Streptophyta, Magnoliopsida, Brassicales, Brassicaceae.
AACUAAAACUAGAUAAAGACAAGUGUCUACAUAUAUCUAUAGACUAUAUAUAUAUAGACUCACACAUAUAUGAUAUACCAAUACAUAUAUAAUUGAUUAUUAUGAAGUUUGAUGCGAAACUAUGGAAAACUGUGUUUCUGAUGUCGAUCAUCAACAUUAUGUUAAGCGUUGUGAACGUUAUGCUCAAGAAGAUGCUUAAUGAAGGAAUUAACCGUAUGGUCGCCAACACUUACCGACUUGCCGCAGGAACUCUGUUCUUGACACCGUUUGCCAUUUUCUUGGAAAGACAUAACAGGCCAAAACUCACGGCUAGGAUCUUGUGUUCACUUUUCUUUAGCGCUCUAUUGGGGUUAAGUUUGGUGCAAUACUUCUUUCUCAUAGGACUACAAAGCACGUCUUCCACUUUCGCCUUAGCGUUUAGCAACAUGGUUCCCUCACUUACUUUUGCUUUGGCCCUCGUCUUUAGGCAAGAAACGCUGAACAUUAAGAGCAACGUAGGACGAGCCAAAGUGUUAGGCACAAUUAUAUGCAUUUGUGGAGCUUUGGUGCUUACGCUCUAUAAAGGAAUCGCAUUAACUCACCAAAACGCUCAAAUGCAAACACAAACAUUAAAUGGUUCAACCACUGCGGUAACGCAACAAUGGGCAAUGGGUUCGGCCAUGCUGUUCAUAUCAAUCUUAGUAUGUUCAUUAUGGUUCAUCGUUCAAGCUAAGAUAUGCCGGAUAUAUCCAUGCCAAUACACGAGCACCACUAUCCUCUCUUUUUUUGGUGUGAUCCAAUCUGCUUUGCUGAGUUUGAUCUCGGAGAGGAGCAUAUCCAUGUGGGUCGUUAAAGAGAAAUUUCAAGUUUUAGCUUUACUCUACUCGGGUAUUGUGGGAUCGGGAUUGUGUUACGUGGGAAUAUCGUGGUGUCUCGAACAAAGAGGUCCGGUUUUCACGUCUAGCUUCAUCCCUUUGAUUCAAGUCUUUGCUGCCAUUUUCAGCUGUUCUUUUCUUCAUGAACAAAUUUACUGCGGAAGUGUGAUAGGAUCAAUGGUCAUCAUCGUGGGACUUUAUAUACUUUUAUGGGGCAAAAGCAAGGAAAAUACUGCACCGAUAGCCAAACAAGCACUACAAAAUCUCGAUCUUGAAGGUUGUGGAACUGCUCCAAAGGAAUCUAAUACUACUGCCCAUCCAGUGUCUGGAAAAUAGUUACUUCAAUAUAUAUUUAAUUAUUAAUGAACUCUAAGAGUCAAGUAAAUGUAUAAUAAAAAGAUCAUAUCAUCAAAAAUGUAACACUAGGCUGUUAUACAGAAAUAAAAGCACAUGUUCAGA